UGUAUGUCAAAAUGAUAUUCACAUGCUGCCAGCUUACAGACAAUUGUCAGAUGUCCAGGAGGAGAUGGUAUGGGAACUAGGCACUUUAAACCUUGGUCCUGUCAAAGCUUUCCAUAUAAUGAGGAAAUGUUAUGGUGGUUUUGAGAACGUUGGUGCCACGGUGGAUGAUUGCAAAAAUUUUAGGAAGCGAAUUAAUAGCUAUAUAGGAGAAUAUGAUGCUGAUAUGGUGAUUAAUAGGAUGACUGACAAAAAACAGUAUUUAGCUGAUUAUUCGUUUGAAUAUUCUGUUGAUGAUGGCAAACGGUUAACUGGUUUGUUCUGGGCUGAUGGUUUAUGCAAGCUUAACUAUAUGGAAUUUGGGGAUGUGAUAUCGUUCGAUGCAACUUUCAAGACAAACAGGUACAAGAUGGUGUUUGUUCCGUUCACUGGCAUUGACAACCACUAUCGAAAUGUAACAGUCUCAGCUGGGUUGUUGGCAUCAGAGAGUAUUGAAUCAUAUAAAUGGCUUCUGAAUUCAUUUUUAAAGUCAUUUGGUCGGCAGCCAAAUGUUGUAGUGACGGAUCAAGACCCUGCUAUGAAACAGGCUAUUGAGGAGGCUGAUAUGAAAAGCAUUUAUUGUUAUAGGUUGGACACGAGUUGUGCAAUAAUGAUGAGUUUAAAAGGAGGAUGUGCAACAUUGUUUGGACUAAUUCGAUUGAGCCCAAAGAAUUCGAGAGACGGUGGAAGUUGGUGA
Molecule: messenger RNA, 733 nt
Organism: Helianthus annuus (common sunflower)
Lineage: Eukaryota; Viridiplantae; Streptophyta; Magnoliopsida; Asterales; Asteraceae
Product: protein FAR1-RELATED SEQUENCE 5-like
Exons: 3
Coding region: 23-733 (236 amino acids)
Source: RefSeq, a predicted model, not a curated record